Messenger RNA from Meriones unguiculatus (Mongolian gerbil), 2830 nucleotides. RefSeq names its product short transient receptor potential channel 2. Gene Ontology annotation, molecular function: inositol 1,4,5 trisphosphate binding; store-operated calcium channel activity. The transcript is spliced from 12 exons. Gene Ontology annotation, cellular component: cation channel complex; membrane. Gene Ontology annotation, biological process: calcium ion transmembrane transport; regulation of cytosolic calcium ion concentration; manganese ion transport. Lineage: Eukaryota; Metazoa; Chordata; Mammalia; Rodentia; Muridae. The annotation marks the transcript as partial. The record is from RefSeq and is a predicted model, not a curated record.
UGGCUGAUUACUAAGGGUGGGGCCCCUCCAGACAGGGGUUUGGGAACUCAAGAGUGCUGUCUUCUGCCCUCCUUCACCCAGCAACAGCCCAACUGGACUGAGAUCGUGAACAAAAAGCUCAAGUUCCCACCCACGCUCCUUCGGGCCAUCCAGGAGGGCCAGCUCGGCCUGGUGCAGCAGCUGCUGGAGUCUGGCUCUGAUGUGGCAAGUUCGGGGCCAGGGGGGCCUCUGCGGAAUGUGGAAGAGUCUGAGGACCGUUCCUGGAGGGAAGCUCUCAAUCUGGCCAUCCGCCUGGGCCAUGAGGCCAUCACUGAUGUGCUGCUGGCCAACGUCAAGUUCGACUUCCGGCAGAUCCACGAAGCCCUGCUGGUGGCCGUGGACACAAACCAGCCAGCGGUGGUACGUCGCCUGCUCGCUCGGCUGGAACGGGAGAAGGGCCGGAAGGUAGACACCAAGUCUUUCUCUCUAGCCUUCUUUGACUCGUCCAUCGAUGGUUCCCGCUUUGCCCCUGGUGUCACUCCACUCACACUGGCCUGCCAGAAGGACCUGUAUGAGAUUGCCCAGCUGCUCAUGGACCAGGGCCACACCAUUGCCCGGCCCCACCCAGUUUCCUGUGCCUGCCUUGAGUGCAGCAAUGCCCGCCGAUAUGACCUGCUGAAGUUCUCACUGUCCCGAAUCAACACUUACCGAGGCAUUGCAAGCCGGGCACACCUCUCACUGGCCAGUGAGGAUGCCAUGCUGGCGGCCUUUCAGCUCAGCCGGGAGCUCAGGCGCCUUGCACGAAAGGAGCCUGAGUUUAAGCCUCAGUACAUUGCCCUGGAGUCACUCUGCCAGGACUAUGGCUUUGAACUGCUAGGCAUGUGCCGGAAUCAGAGUGAGGUGACUGCAGUGCUCAAUGACCUGGGAGAGGAUAGUGAGACAGAGCCUGAUGCCGAUGGCCUGGGCCAGGCCUUUGAAGAGGGCAUCCCCAACCUGGCAAGACUGCGGUUGGCUGUCAACUACAACCAGAAGCAGUUUGUAGCACACCCCAUCUGCCAGCAAGUUCUGUCCUCCAUCUGGUGUGGGAACCUGGCUGGCUGGCGUGGAAGCACCACCAUCUGGAAGCUCUUUGUCGCCUUUCUCAUCUUCCUUACCAUGCCCUUCCUCUGCAUUGGCUACUGGCUGGCACCCAAGUCCCGGCUCGGCCGCCUCCUGAAGAUCCCAGUGUUGAAGUUCCUGCUGCAUUCUGCCUCCUAUCUGUGGUUCCUUAUCUUCUUGCUGGGAGAGUCCCUGGUCAUGGAGACUCAGCUGAACACCUUCAAAGGCCGCAGCCAGAGUGUCUGGGAGACUUCGCUACAUAUGAUUUGGGUCACAGGCUUCCUGUGGUUUGAGUGUAAGGAGGUGUGGAUCGAGGGCUUACGAAGCUACCUCCUGGACUGGUGGAACUUCCUGGACGUGGUCAUCCUGUCGCUGUACCUGGCGUCCUUUGCGCUGCGCCUCCUCCUGGCUGGGCUUGCCUACCUGCACUGCCGGGAUGCGGCCCACAGCACCACGUGCCGCUACUUCACCACCGCUGAGAGAAGCGAGUGGCGCACAGAGGACCCCCAGUUCUUGGCCGAGGUGCUCUUUGCCGUUACCAGCAUGCUCAGCUUCACCCGGCUGGCUUACAUUCUGCCAGCUCACGAGUCGCUGGGCACUCUGCAGAUUUCCAUUGGCAGGAUGAUAGACGACAUGAUCCGGUUCAUGUUCAUCCUCAUGAUCAUCCUGACUGCCUUCCUCUGUGGCCUCAACAACAUCUAUGUGCCCUACCAGGAGACAGAGCAGCUCGGCAAUUUCAACGAGACGUUCCAGUUUCUGUUCUGGACCAUGUUCGGCAUGGAGGAGCACAAGGUGGUGGACAUGCCCCAGUUCCUCGUGCCUGAGUUCGUGGGCCGGGCCAUGUACGGCAUCUUCACCAUCGUCAUGGUCAUCGUGCUUCUCAACAUGCUCAUUGCCAUGAUCACCAACUCCUUCCAGAAAAUCGAGGACGACGCUGAUGUGGAGUGGAAGUUUGCUCGCUCCAAACUCUACCUGUCCUACUUCCGAGAGGGCCUGACGCUGCCUGUGCCCUUCAACAUCCUGCCCUCCCCGAAGGCUGCCUUCUACCUCCUCAGGAGAAUAUUCCGGUUCAUUUGCUGUUGCUCCUCCUGCUGCAAAGACAAGAAGUCGGACUACCCUCCAAUUCCAACCUUUACCAACGCUGGGGCAAGCACAGGGCCUGGGGAAGGAGAGCGUGGGUCCUACCGCCUCCGAGUUAUCAAGGCUCUGGUGCAGCGGUACAUAGAUACUGCCCGGCGGGAGUUUGAGGAGACCCGUCGGAAAGACCUGGGCAACAGACUGACAGAGCUGACCAAGACUGUGUCUCGGCUGCAAAGCGAGGUGGCCAGUGUGCAGAAGACUCUGGCGGCAGGAGGGACGCCGCGGCCUCCCGACGGAGCCAGCAUCCUCAGCCGCUACAUCACCCGAGUGCGCAACAGCUUCCAGAACCUGGGCCCCCCCGCGCCCGAGACUCCAGCAGAGCUAACCAUGCCUGGGAUUGUGGAGACCGAAGUCUCUGUAGAACCUGGCCUUGAUGCUGCAGGAGAGGCUGGGACUCCAACUCCCAGAGGGUCCAGGCCCUCCUCCCCUGCACAUGUGCUGGUGCACAGGGAACAAGAAGCAGAGGGGGCAGGGGACUUGCCCCUGGAGGAAGGUCUGGAGACCCAGGGCAAGUCCUGAUGCAGCGGAGUUAUGUCACUGAGUGCAGCCAGCUAGUUGGGUAGAACCAGGGUCUUGAAGUAGAAGAAGGCAAUAAAAUUUGCCUUGGAAGUCA